AUGCUCUCCGCAGUCCUCAUCCUCCUGCAGCUCUGGAGCCUCCAGGUGGUCGUUGUCUCUAAGCCUACCUGUCAGGUGCACGGAGAUCUCAUCCAGACAGCCCACAACCUCCUCAGGGGCCUGGUAUGAACUUUGACCUUUUGACCAGAUAGCCCAAAUGGAAACCGGACAAAGUUGAUAAAUAUUUUAACUUUGGAAAAAUACACUGAACUUAGUAGCAUUAGCUGAUGUUAGCUUAGUUAGCAGCACUCUCAGUGGUUAGCUUGGCAUUUGUUGGCAUACAAGCUACUGAUGAACUGUUUUUGGUGUGUCCUGUAGGGGGAGGAGUUUCCUGACCACUGCCUGCCUUACAAUGCAAACAUCACCUUCCCACGCUCCCUAAUUUCUGCAACAGCAGCCAGUCAAUCUCAGGUAAUCUAAGACUCUUGACCAAUCACAGAGCUGCCCUCAUUUAAAACUGUUAAUUUAAAAAAAGCAAAAAAAUGUAGCUGGUUAAAAUUCUGUUGACUGUUUGGUUCCCUGCAGUGCCCCAAAGCUUUGAAUGCGCUUAAUGAGACCCUGUGGGGGGCGCAGCUGAAGUUCCAGAACCCUGGGGUACCACUGGGUGAGGGUGGAGUCAACUGGAACCCAAAUGGACUCGAACAGUUCCAAGGAGUGUGCCACCGUUUGAUACGACAGAUGAGCUGUGUAAGUACCUGAGAAAAAAUGCAGAAUUACCGUGAGCUUUUUGGCUUUACAUCCGAAUACUGGCGGCAGGCAGAGCCAAGUUGUCCAUAGUAUAUACAGUCUGUGGUCUGCAUACACACCCCCUGGCUGUAUACCUGUCUUUAUGUAAAUCUGUCUUUAUCAAAUAUCUAUUUCAUCAUUCCUGAAUUUAUCUCUUAUUUUCUCCUUCCUUUCUCUUUUUCAGAUGCGAAAUUUUGGUGGAUCAGAUGUUUUGACUGCAUACUUCAGUAACGUGGAAGCUGUUCUACAGCAGCCGGUAAGCUUAAAAUCACAAACCCUCAAUAGUGUUUUAAGAAAAAGUACAAAUAACAUCAUUGACCACUAUACACAGCCUGCUGAAAAAUUAGUGCACCUAAUAGACAGUGAGCAGUCAUUAGAAGAGGCUACACUUCUCAUUACACUUAACUGAAAACUAUUGUGUGAAUGAAAAUUCAGCCCUGCACAGAUGUCAUAAAAGAGUUGAAAGAUGCUUUAAAGUUCAACAUUUUUAUAAGGGGUUCUAUGGGGGCUAACUUACUUUUGGUCACAGCCUCUAGUGGACGCUUGAGGAACUGUGCUGUUUAAAUUCCUCUUUCUAUCAAAUUAUUUUUUCUUAAACUGCCAUAACAAGUGCGGAAAUUUUAUCUCAUCAAUGUUUUUAAAUCCUGCUAUUUUGACUUAUGUAAAAAAACAAAGUUUAUAGAAUUUACAAAAGAUAAAUCAGACUGUGUAUCUUAUGAUUUUAAAAGUAUAUCUUCAAAUUAUAACUUUUACAAAUGUAACUCAUAAAUAUUUUUUUACGUAUACCUCAUUUUAACUCAUUAGCUCAUGAUUUGUUUCUACUCAUAUAUCUAUUUUCUCACAAUUUUGACUUUUCAAUGCCUUCUACAGUUUAGAUUUUAUUUUGACAAAUCUUCUCUUUUUUGCUUUUUUGCACAUACUUUCUACUUUUUAUUUCUUUCUGACCUGAAAUAUCUUAAUUUAGACAUUAAAGAUCUAAAGUUUUGCAACUUAAUAUGUUUUUCUUUUCAUUUCAAAAUUUACCCCCCAAUUCACACAUUUUGGAUCUUAUAUAUAUAUAUAUUAUAUAUAUAUAAUCUUUUAUUUUUUUUAACUUUUACUCUUUUAUUUAACUUUUUCCUCAAAAUUUUGACGUCUUGGUUGAUUAGAUCCAAAUGUUUUUAUAACAGCUUUUACAAUUCAAGUCUUAUUUUGACUUUGUAUCUCUCCAUUUUUGUAAUUUAUCCUUAUUUUGAUGCUUUAUCUUUAAUUUUUUACUUUUUGCUUUUAUUUUACCAUUAUCUCUUAAUUUGGCCUUUUUAUCUUGUAAUUUUGAUGUUUUAUCUCAUUGUGGAGAUUUCUAAAACUUGAACUUAAUCGUUUGUUUUCAUUUCUGUGUUUUUUAGGAGAGCGCAGCCUGUGGUUGGAUGGCUCUGAGGAGAGAUCUGAUGCGUUUCCUAAACUCAACUCUGCACAAGAAUCGCACCUGUUUCAUCUGGAGGUCCUCCAAGCGACUGUAG
This is a messenger RNA of Xyrichtys novacula (pearly razorfish), 2225 nucleotides long. Lineage: Eukaryota; Metazoa; Chordata; Actinopteri; Labriformes; Labridae. The record is from the annotation of a GenBank genome assembly.